Molecule: messenger RNA, 294 nt
Organism: Prunus armeniaca (apricot)
Lineage: Eukaryota; Viridiplantae; Streptophyta; Magnoliopsida; Rosales; Rosaceae
Source: the annotation of a GenBank genome assembly
AUGGGUCCUACAUUUGCCACAUUAGCAUUUAACAGAUUCACAAACAUUUGUCCUUUCUUAUUCUUAUACUUUGUGGAGAUCCAGAAGGACUCGAUGGGAUGGUCAUGGGCCGUUAAUCGGGGGAUUGAGUUUUUGGGUGCAAACCCUGGUGGCUUCCAUGGAUUGAUUAAGUUGGAACCUCCUAAUUGCCUUGGAUUCACUGAGUUGGAACCUCCUAAUUGCCUUGGAUUCACUGAGCUUGAACCUCCUAAUUGCCUUGGAUUGAUUGAAAUUGAAGCUCUAUAUUUAGAUUAA